Molecule: messenger RNA, 1815 nt
Organism: Pseudomassariella vexata
Lineage: Eukaryota; Fungi; Ascomycota; Sordariomycetes; Amphisphaeriales; Pseudomassariaceae
Exons: 2
Coding region: 1-1815 (604 amino acids)
Source: RefSeq, a predicted model, not a curated record
AUGUCGGCCGACCUCUUCAAUGAGUUCGCCCAACCGAAGCCAUCACAGCGACCCUCACCUCAGAACUCUCACCCAUCUUUCACCGCCGAACCCUUCUCCUUCUCACCAACCACUUCCGCGAGCCAGCCGAUUCAACAUAUCGAUCCCUUCUUCUCUGCGAGCCUCGCGCCGGUGAAAUCAGAGGGCCAGCAGAGCCAGCAGCCAUGGCCGGCCUUGCAACAAACCACCAAUCCCGACCCAUGGGGAAGCCUCACGGAGUCAUUCCCAGCUGGUAUCAGCUCUCAGAAUAAAGUCAACAAUGACGACGAUGAUGACGAUGGCUGGGGCGACUUCGAAUCCGCGGACAACUCGUCGAAGCCUACGCCGCAACCACUUAACGCCGCGCCCCAGACUCUCACCGCGUCUUACAGCUCACGGAAGCCUCUGCAACACCCAGCAAUCGGGAGAACGAGGAUAGUCAGAGCUCCAACGAUAGAGUUGAUGACCAACAGUCUUAUCGAUAUCCCUGGUUUGAAUAAUUUGCCUGACGAGGUGAGAUCCCCACCCUGGAUGCGAACCUCGUUUGAGCAGCAAAAGAAGCAGGCGCCCAAAGUGACCCCCCCAAAGCCGCCGUUCAAAUCAUCAACUCCCGAUCCAAAUGUCUUAUUCGACGCCGAUGAUUUUGCUGGCAAGGCUGAUAACGAGGAUGAGGGUGAUGAUUUCGGAGAUUUCGAGAUAGUCGCUUCGCCAGCCGGAACAACUGCAGGCUUUGUUACGAAUGAGUUCGGCCCGCCGGCGAAAGCGAAGAGAAAUCCGCCGCAAUUGCUAUCCGCUUUGAAUCUGAAUGGACCGGUAUCUCCGUAUCCCCAGGCGCCAAAGUCCCCCUCAUUCCAUGAUCGAAACCCAUUCCCUGGGCUUGGUGUCAAAACGCCGACCGAGCUCGUCAGGCCAGCCGACAACCCCCAAACGUCACCCAUUACAGCUUGGCCGACUCUGGACAACAGGGGCUCAGCCGGUAGCACCGGGGCUGGCGACGACUGGGGAGCCUUUGAUGACUUUCUGGAUGACCCAAGGCCAUCCAAAGAUUGCAGGGACAGUAAAGACGCGGACGGUAAUUGGGAUUGGGACGCAGACGAUAUCAAGUCACCAGAAUCGGCCAAAUCUCGACCCUCAAAAACUGCUGCAAGAUCACCUCCCACGAAUAUUCCGCCACCAUCCAUCCUACUGUCCAUAUUCCCACAGCUUAUCGGGGAGGCAAAUACGUUUCUUUACAAACCUGUUGGCGGGCAAGCAUUUCCCAUCAAGAAUCGUAUCCUCUCAGACCCAAAGACCAUUGAGUACCUCCGAGGCUAUCUACUGUUGGCAACUGUCGCUGCCCGUAUAAUUGCUGGACGCAAGCUACGAUGGCAUCGCGACAAGUUCCUUUCUCAAAGCAUGUCCAUAUCAGCUGCAGGGUCAAAAGGCAUGAAACUAGCAGGGAUUGACAAAACGCAAGCAGCUCGCGAAGAUCGAGAGGCGGCUGACAUCAUGGACAUUUGGAAAGAAAACAUCGGCCGGCUACGCUCUUCGAUAGCAGCGGCUAAUACCUCCACGAAGAAUACCGCGCCGCAGUUGAAAAUCCCAGGGCUUCAAGAGAACAUGCCGAUCCAAACAGCCAAGGCAGUGCCAACGGCCCCGAAAGCUUGCUUCAUCUGUGGUUUGAAGCGGGAUGAGCGGGUCUUGCACGUCGACCACGAAGUCGAGGAUAGUUUUGGCGAAUGGUGGAGUGAUCAUUGGGGCCAUACAACCUGCAAAAGAUUCUGGCUGGAGCAUGAAGUCGCUUUGCGUCAACGAUGA